CUUGGGCCAUGAAGAUCUGUUAGCCCAUAUCGUUCUACCCACGUGCAAAAAUAUAGGCAGGCAGCAGGCUUGUACGUUGUCUUCUUUCUGCCGCGAAUUAGGGUUUCUCAGUUUUAACAUUGCCAGGAGAGUGUGUAUAGAGAUACGCCAUGGCAAGGAUCAAAGUUCACGAGCUGAGACAGAAAUCCAAGACUGACCUUUUAGCUCAGCUGAAGGACCUGAAAGCAGAGCUUGCUCUUCUACGUGUUGCCAAAGUCACUGGUGGUGCCCCUAACAAGCUCUCAAAGAUAAAGGUAGUGAGGUUGUCGAUAGCACAGGUGUUGACGGUGAUAUCGCAGAAGCAGAAGUCAGCACUGAGGGAAGUAUACAAGAACAAGAAGUACUUGCCUCUUGACCUCCGUCCCAAGAAAACCAGAGCUAUUCGUAGACGUCUUACUAAGCACCAGGCAUCUUUGAAGACAGAAAGAGAGAGGAAGAAAGAAAUGUACUUUCCACUUAGAAAGUAUGCCAUUAAGGUUUGAAUUCAUCCAAUUUAGUCACUGAGAUAUUAGCAACUUCCCCAGCAAAAGGGUGGAUCAAUCCAAACUGAGUUGUUUUACUUCCUAAAACAUUGCAUUAUGAAGUGUAAACUUUUGCUUAUUUUAUUUUCCGGUUUAGUUCCCUUUUUAGAACUCGUAGCUAGAAGUAAUGUCUAUGCACCAAUCGCCCUAAUCUCCGGUUAUAACAUUGCCGUCUUUUUCUUGUGAACGAGUGGUGCAUGGUGUCCAGUUAAUUGAACGAGAAAAGAAAGGCAAACUCUAAUAUUUUGUUAGUUCGUA
Lycium barbarum (goji berry) is the source of this 818-nucleotide messenger RNA. RefSeq names its product large ribosomal subunit protein uL29-like. Gene Ontology annotation, molecular function: mRNA binding; structural constituent of ribosome. The record is from RefSeq and is a predicted model, not a curated record. Gene Ontology annotation, biological process: translation; maturation of LSU-rRNA from tricistronic rRNA transcript (SSU-rRNA, 5.8S rRNA, LSU-rRNA). The coding region runs from base 150 to 521 and encodes 123 amino acids. Gene Ontology annotation, cellular component: cytosolic large ribosomal subunit; ribosome. NCBI's taxonomy places the organism in Eukaryota, Viridiplantae, Streptophyta, Magnoliopsida, Solanales, Solanaceae. The transcript is spliced from 4 exons.